AAGUCACGUGAUUUCUGGGAAAAGGAACUUCCCCCUCUGCUCUGCGAGGCAAGUAAACAACUUCUGGAUUUCCAGUCAAAGUGCUAUGCGAGGGUGCGCUCAGCUGUAGUUAGGAAACGGAGGAAACGCAACCUAAGCUAUGGCAUCUGGGAAAAUUCGCUCCACGCGCAGACUACGCGCUUGGAUGGUAGAACAGGUCAGCAGUGGGAAGUACCCUGGCCUGAUAUGGGACAACGACGACAAGACCAUGUUUCGUAUACCAUGGAAACAUGCCGGGAAACAAGAAUUCCGCAGUGAAGUGGAUGGUGCCAUCUUCAAGGCGUGGGCAGUGUUUAAGGGGAAGUUGUCUGAGGGGUGUCAUGCGGACCCUGCCUCCUGGAAGACGCGGCUGCGAGUUGCUCUCAAUAAGAGCCCGGAGUUCCGAGAGGAACCUGAGAGGUCACAGCUGGAAAUCUCCGAACCAUACAAAGUCUACCGCCUCGUACCCAUCAACGAACAAGCAUUGGGGAGUGUUGACAUGAAGGUCCAAGCCAGAGCAGGGGGGAGGAAGAGAAGGAACCGCGAUUCAGACAUCGAGGUGGAGGAAGAGGUGGUGAAGGUCAAGCAGAUGAAAGAGGUUACCACCUCCCUACCAAUCACCAUGUCUGUUCAGGAGAUUGAGGAAAGUGUUCUUAAAAUCCAGCUAGACCAGGUUGAUCAGCCCUCGGUCAUGGUGAAGAGUGCUGGAACAGUCAAUGAGAUCCAGGUGAACUUCACGAUCGAGACCGUCCCUCCCCCUGGAGCCCGGGACUCUUUCCAUGUCUUAGUGAAGUACAUGGGAGAGGAGGUGCUUAAACGUGGGGUCAUGGGCAGCGAUGUCCGGAUCGCCUAUCUGCCCUCGUCGCCCGUUCCCCCCACCCUGAUGGUGGCUGGGUUCCCCCGCAUCCCCCUGCCCGACCCCCCUUCCACCUUGACCUCCAGCAUCGGGCCCCAGUUCCAGGCCCUCUCCACCCUGCUGCCCUUCAUGGAGAAAGGGGUGAUCCUGACCUCCACGAGAACAGGGGUCUAUGCUAAGCGCUACUGCCAGGGCCAGGUGUUCUGGACAGGGCCACAUUCAGCCACGGCGGGACCGCACAAGAUGAACCAUGCUGUGGAGCCCGUGCGGCUCUUCGAUAGAGAGGCUUUCAGAAUGGAGCUAGACCACUUCAGCAGCCACGGGGGAGACCCUCCUCAGUGUGGCUUCACCUUGCAUUUCAGUGACAAAGAGGAUCCAUCCAGCAAACUCAUCAUCACACAGAUAACCCUACCCUGGGCUCAGCAGCAGGUCAAGGAAGCUGAAGACUUCCGGGAGUCAAUGAGCUACUUCCGCAACAUAACCAGCGAAUCAGGAGAGGUCACCAUCAACCUGGUAUCAGGUUCAUUGCUAUCCGAGAUCCUUGGGACGUCCCUACCUUAAACCCUAAACAUUUAAAAAUGUCAACUUCAAAUGGGGGCGGGAUAGCACGUAAAAGUGUCCUGUGAUUGGAUGCUAAAGGCCAUCUUGUAUAAUUGACUAGUCUUUUUUUAAAUGAAGCACUCUGAUCUGAUACUAAGGUAUACACAUGAUGCACUAAAUACUUGUCUGAAUAGCACUACAUGGAAUGGAAGAUGUCACUUUGGCUUUGCCCUCAGUAUUGCCCUUUACCAACUUGUGAUGUUAUACUGAUGUUCCAAACUCACUUUUAUAUGGAGUCAGAUAAUUCUACUCCUUGUUGCAGUCUUUGAAUGCUGACUGGUACUGCGUCAGACACCUCUCCGUGUCCAAAUGUUGCUUAUAUAGGUGUACCUGUUGACCAAGAUGUUUUAAGUAGCAUAUGAGAGAAACACUGACAGGCUCUGAAGCCAUAGUAGGCUGAAGGUCAGUGAUUUGAUAAUCACCAUGCCAACCGUUAUGAGGCGGGAAACGAACUUGUCUUCGAUUUCUGUUUCUGAAAGUGGUAACGCACAUUUCUAUAGAGGACAUUAAUAUUCCUAGACUUUGAAGCAGGCUCCUUCACUAGAGACAUUGGACUCUUAAAUGUGUUUGCAAGUAUGUAUUCAAGAGCAAGUGAGUUUGUUUUGCAUUUGUUAAUCUUCUCUCCAUAACUCAGCACUUACUACUAGUCCCAACCGUAGGAAGUUAGUGUUAAUGAGAUUGGGUAAACCUGUAAAGUGACCUGCCAUGCAAAACUGGGCCAAUUAGUAAAUUACACAAGCCACAGUAUAAAGCAGGUGUGGAGACUGUUCUGGGGUUAUGGUGUGUGGAGACUGUUCUUGGGACCAUGUCUGAAAGGUUGUUUUCUGCACCUUUGAACUGGCAAUCUGUUGUUCGAUCUUGCACAAAUCAAGUAUGUUUAUAUAUAAGGUCUACUUAAGCCUUUAAGUGCACAAGGUGAUGGCCGGCCUCGUCAGACUUUUUAAUCUGUUAGUAUUGUGUGAAUUGAUAUUUAUAUGAACAUAGCACAUGAACACUUGAAGUAGUUUGUAGAUGUAGUUUAAUAAAUGUAUAUAAGGUUACACACUGAAAGCAGUGGGACAGGAUGCACAUAAUGUGAUGCCAUUAGCAGUCAGUGAACUAUGAGCACAGCUUUGUCAGUUGUAAGUGGGUUAACAACAUGGCUACUGAGUUUGACAAGGCACACUGACUGAGAGACCGGAAGACUGCACAGAUUUGUCAAACUGUAAAUAUUUGUUAUUUAUGCUUGUCUUUUAUUCAAUGUUCUGUCUGACCGCAUUAAAUGUAUUUCAUAUUA
Messenger RNA from Oncorhynchus tshawytscha (Chinook salmon), 2750 nucleotides. Its product is annotated as interferon regulatory factor 4. Gene Ontology annotation, cellular component: nucleus. The transcript has 10 exons. The coding region runs from base 140 to 1435 and encodes 431 amino acids. The record is from RefSeq and is a predicted model, not a curated record. Gene Ontology annotation, molecular function: DNA-binding transcription factor activity, RNA polymerase II-specific; RNA polymerase II cis-regulatory region sequence-specific DNA binding; protein binding. Lineage: Eukaryota; Metazoa; Chordata; Actinopteri; Salmoniformes; Salmonidae. Gene Ontology annotation, biological process: immune system process; regulation of transcription by RNA polymerase II.